Molecule: messenger RNA, 4388 nt
Organism: Linum trigynum
Lineage: Eukaryota; Viridiplantae; Streptophyta; Magnoliopsida; Malpighiales; Linaceae
Source: the annotation of a GenBank genome assembly
AUACGCUUUUGGCCCUAUCAAGUUUUUGGCGCCGUUGCCGGGGACUGCCAUAUCUUAUUUUUAUUGAUUUUUGUGAGUGAAUCUGGGUGUUAGUGUGCAGAAGAAUUUUCAGGUUUAUCCUCCUCGUGCAUGCCUAGGAGGACGACCGACGAUUUACUGCCACUAGAUCUGGAGAUCGAGAAGACCUGCCGACAGAACAGGAAGCAGGUCAACUUAGGGAAGCAGCCAACCACAACUCCUAGGCCUUCCCUAACCCAGAAUCGUCACCACCUACACCACCACCGCGCAUCAUCGAGCCUGUCAUCAUGGCUGAACAGGAUCGUUCGAUCAGGGCUCGUCUGAAUCGGAGGACUGGAGCCCGAGCUUCAUGUGUUGUCAUUCCGGCUGGGGAUGCAAACAUGGAGAUUGCCCCAGCCUUCAUCAAUAUGAUCACGAAUGGGUACACCUUCUUAGGGGCUAGCACCGAGGAUCCUCAUGAACAUCUCCGCCGGUUUGCAAGCAUUUGUGAUACGAUGAAGAGCCCGACUGUGUCUGAUGAUGCCAUCCGUCUUCGGAUGUUAUCAUUUUCCCUGCUAGGGAAUGCAUCACACUGGUUCCAAAACCUAACACCCCGUUCCAUCACAACAUGGGGUCAGCUUGAGAAGACCUUUUUGGAUAAGUACUUUCCUCCUGCCAAGGCUAUGAAGAGGCAAGAGGAAAUUGUCACUUUUAAACAAGCUGAAGACGAAAGUCUGACCGAGGCAUGGGAGCGCUAUAAGGAGCUUCUAAUUAGAUGCCCGAGCCACGGUCUGGAAGAUUGGAACGUGAUCUCCAUUUUCUUCAACGGAAUCAGAAGACAAUACCGAGAUGCUCUGAAUAAUGCUUCGCGAAAUGGUUUCACAAGAAUGGAAGCACCAGAAGCAUAUGAACUGGUAGAGAAGAUAUGCUCUGAAGAUACUGAAUGGGGUAGUGAGACCGGCAUUCCAAGGAGAGGAGGCUUGCAUGAGAUAGACAGAGUUGCAAGUUUAGAAGCAAAGAUUGAUGCUAAGCUGGAUUCCAAGUUCGAUGCACUUGAACGAAGGCUGGCUAAGAUGGCUCUUGGUAGACAGGAGGAGGUUUCUUUUUGUGAAUUAUGUGAAGGUGCUCAUCAUAGGGAUCUAUGUCCACUGGUGGCUGAUCAGUUGGAAGAUGUGCAUUAUAUCAACAAUCAGCGAAAUCAAGGCCAGGGUGGUAUGUAUUCAAAUACCUACAACCCGCAAUGGAGAAAGCAUCCUAACUUUUCCUGGGCGAACAACAACCCAACUGGUGUUCGAAACAUCCCACCUCCUGGUUUUCAACAGCAGCAGCCUCAACCAGAGAAGAAGCCCCAGCUGGAGGAGUUGAUUUUGGCUCAUAUGCAGAAAACAGACUAUAAUUUCAAGGGCCUGGAUCAAUUUGUCACUCAACAGCUAGCCAUCAACAAUAAUUUACAAUCGUCUAUGCUAGCUAUGGAGAGGCAGAUGGGACAGAUGGCUCAAACUUUGGCAGAUAUGCAAGGCAGAAUUCCUGGGACAUUACCAGCAAAUACUGAGAGGAAUCCGAAGGAUGCCAUGGUUGUAGCAGUGACAUUGAGGAGUGGAAAGGCCUUGGAAGACCCUAGCAGCUCGGAAAAGGCACCAGAGGCAGAAGAGGAAGCACCGGGAGAAAGAUCUUGUGCAGAAAAUGAAGAAUCAGCCUUGCACAGGCAAAAUGAAAGUAGUUUGCCUGUGCAAAAGCAUGAUGCCCGUGUACCUCAAAAAGUGGAAAAAUUGAAGAAUGAAGAGGUAAAGCCUUACGAACCUCCCGCACCAUUCCCUCAAAGGUUAAUGAAGCCCAUGGAAGACCCAAACUUCAAGAAAUUUGUGAAUAUCUUCAAGCAACUUCAGAUUAACAUACCCUUGGCGGAGGCACUUGAACAGAUGCCUACAUAUGCUAAAUUCUUAAGGGAGUUGCUGACAAAGAAGCGGAAAUGGGCUGAUCUAGAGAAGGUAACCCUUACUUCUGAAUGUAGUGUUGUGAUUCAGAAUAAAUUACCAGAAAAGAGGGAUGAUCCGGGCAGCUUUACCAUUCCAUGUGUCAUUGGAGGUACAAAGUUCGAUAAAUCACUUUGUGAUCUUGGAGCAGGAAUUAAUUUGAUGCCAUACUCAGUCUACAAGAAAUUGGGAUUGGGAGAUGUUCUUAAGCCUACUCGGAUCACUCUCCAAUUGGUCGAUCGAUCAGUGAAAAUUCCAAAGGGAGUGGUGGAGAAUGUAUUGGUGAAGGUUGGGAAGUUUAUUCUCCCAACAGAUUUUGUGAUUCUGGAGAUGGAAGAAGAUCGGGGAGUGCCUCUUAUACUUGGUAGACCCUUUCUAGCCACUGGAGAUGCACUCAUCGAUGUUGGGAGAGGCAAAUUGGAUUGGCGGCGAUUUUCUUGAAUAGAGAGCAGAGGGACGCGAAUUCUUUGGAAGGAAAGCGAAGGGCGCAGCGCACGGAGCAGCAGUGCGAUUGAGAAUUUCGAUCGAUUUCUCCAAGCGGCUUGAGCUGAAUUCAACGAGAGCGAUUAGUUGGUUGGAUUUUCUAAACCGAAUUAGUUGUUUCUUGUUGAUUUAGAACAUGAUGAACAAAACCCUAUCGAUUUAUCUUAAUUUCGUUAUGAACUAAACCCCAAUUUCUGGGGGAAACACCAUAUGAUGUAGCUAUUUCUUGAUUUGAUGGAUUGAUUCAUGAUUCUUUUCUUUCAAUUUCUAUUGCAUGAAAUUGCUUAAUGCUUUGUGUUGACUGGCCACCAAUACAUCGAUUUGUAGUUAAUUAGGUUAUUAGCGACAAUGAAACCCUAUUAACUGAACAUAUUUCUUGUGACAUAGUAACUUAUCGAAGCGACAGUGGAUUAAAUAAGGUGCUAUGCGGUCUUAAAUAGGAUAUCGAUCUUCAGACUAUAUAGUUAAUUCAUUGAGCUACGACAGUAGGAUUUGAAUUGAUUAUUUAGUACGUAGUAAUUCCUGACAGGGAUAGCUAGCACAUUCGUGAUAUCCUGGCUGUAGAGGUAUGGAUUAAAUUGAUUGGAAUGUGUGAAUUAAUCUGGAUCGGAUAGGUAGUGAAUCUCGGUGUUUCUCCCAGAGCUUUCUCCCAUUGAUUUAAACCUGACACUUUAAUUUGCUUAAUUAGUUAAUUUUGCUAGUAGUUAAUAAUCUCGUUAAACCAUUUUCACCUAUAGUUUGCUCUAUCAAAUCGGUAAAACUUAAGGUUGUACCAGUCCCUGAUAGGGCAAAAGCGUAUAUGCCAAUUUCCUAUCUCGUAGUAAAACCGGAAAGUCCGGGUAUCGUCUCUCAGGGACUGGUACAACCUUAUAUUCUAUCAAAUUUAUGAGCAAACUAUAAGUGAAAAUAGUUUAAUGAGACUAAUUUCUAAAAGAAAAAUAAAAUAAACAAAUUAACUAAAUGAAAACUGUUGGGAGAAAUUCAAUGGAGAAAGCUCUGGGAGAAACACCGGGAUUCACUACCUAUCUUAUCCAGAUUAAUUCACAUAUUCCAAUCAAUUUAUCCAUACCUCUACAGCCAGGAUAUCACGAAUGUGCUAGCUAUCCCUGUCGGGCAUUACUACGUACUAAACAAUUAAAUCAAAUCCUACUGUCGUAGCUCAAUGACCUAAUUAUUUAGCCUGAAGAUCGAUAUCCCAUUUAAGACCGCAUAGUACCUUAUUUAAUCCACUGUCGCUUCGAUAAGUUACUAUGUCACAUGAAACAGGUUCAGUUAAUAGGGUUUCACUGUCGCUAAUAACCUAAUUAACUACAAAUCAUUGUAUUGGUGGCCAGUCAACACAAAGCAUUAAGAAAUUUCAUGCAAUAGAGAUUGGAAGAAAAGAAUCAUAAAUCAAUCCAUCAAAUCAAGAAGUAGCCACAUCCUAUGGUGUUUCCCCCAGAAAACGGGGUUUAGUUCAUGACGACAUUAAGAUAAAACAUUAGAGUUUUGUUCAUCAUGUUCUAAAUCAACAAUACACAACUAGUUCGGUUUAGAAAAUCCAACCAACUACUCGCUCUCAUUGAAUUCAGCUCAAACCGUCUUGUGAGACUGAUUGCCAAUUGAUGAGAGUUGUUCGUCCCAAGCUCCGCUGCGCCGCUCGCUGCUGUUCUUUCUAUUCUCCAAAAAAUUCCGCCCCGCACUCAAUUAAAAGUGAGACUCCCCUCAUUCAAUUAAGUCCGCUCAAAUAUAUAUGCCUCCCAAAACACUGCGUUCCACUCACUUUCUCCUCCUCCCAAAAUGACAAAACAACUUGGUCCAAAGCUUAAUUCCGUGUCCCCCUCUUCACUACAAGACAAUGGACUUGGUCCAUAUAAUAUGAAGAAUGCUCCUGGUGGCUAGUGCUCUCUCCAGAAGAGGACAAAGAAGAUGGGCCAAUUAAUUCAAGUGCGUAGU